This is a messenger RNA of Mobula hypostoma (lesser devil ray), 569 nucleotides long. Its product is annotated as pleckstrin homology domain-containing family G member 4B-like. The transcript has 5 exons. The record is from RefSeq and is a predicted model, not a curated record. Lineage: Eukaryota; Metazoa; Chordata; Chondrichthyes; Myliobatiformes; Myliobatidae. Bases 1 to 525 code for a protein of 174 amino acids.
AUGCACAUCCGCUACAUUACAUUGAAUAUGUUUCAUAUUUCUUUACAGGACACAAUUCCCAACUCCGUCCAUAUUGUUUUGCUGCUGGUUGAACGAGACCAUAUAUUCCGCUUUGAGAAACCAACUUCCAUGCAAUUUGAAACUCUGACUUCAUUGAAGUCACUACAUAAACACAUAGAAAGCAAUCAGCUGCCACUAGAACUUGAUGGAACUUUCCCCUACUGUCACAGUAGCUGGGUUUGCUUUCGUAUGAAACUGGAACAGCUUAUGCAGGGAUGUAAAGAUGCGCAUAUUCUCAUCCAAAGUAGCACAGUGAACCUGAGAUCAAGUAAGCUGCCAGAAACUACUGAGGAGGCUAGAGUUCUUUUGCAGCAAUAUAAGCAACUUAUGAACAAUGUACUGGAAGAUAGGAGCCUAGUUAAGUUGCAGCUUGAAGGAGGAGUAAUCCUUGCCAGACUAAGAAAAGAGGAGUCAUAUAUCCCUGGAGCAGGAAUGUUCAGUUGGCUGGGGUACUCCCGAAGUUAACAGACGUCCUGAACUUCAAUCCCUUGGUGAAGCACAGCGCACUG